GUGUGUGUGUUGUUUUCAGUCUUGAUUCAUUCGCCUUCACCUUCAACCUCUUUCUUAGCUCACACAGAGACAGAGUUGUGUGGGUUGGGUUCUCUUCUCAUUAUUAAUUAGAAUGAAUCUCUCUCCCAAACUCUCUCCUUCCCUUUUGGAUUCCAAUCCCAAAUAAAAUUCCAUUCUGCAACUUUCCUCUUCCUUCUCACUCUCUCUCUCUUUUCAGUUUCAUUCCACAUCUCCGUUUCUAUUGAGGGAUGGCUAAACAAAUUGUUCCUGCACAACCGGCUGCUUCUUAUGAGUAUGAGCUUCUUGAAGAUGAUGAUCAACUUAGAACUGUGGUCGUGUCAUCAAGCCAGAUAAGUCCUUGGAUUCAACCUGCAAAAUUGAAACUUAGACACAGAAUUGGGAGGGGCGCUUUUGGUGAUGUUUGGUUAGCAACUCAUCAUCAGUCAAUGGAAGACUAUGAUCAGUUUCAUGAAGUAGCUGUCAAGAUGCUGCAUCCUAUUAAAGAGGAUCACAUUAGGGAUGUGUUGCAUAAAUUUGAGGAUUUUUUUUCCAAGUGUCAAGGGGUAGGAGGUGUUUGUUGGCUACAUGGUAUUUCAAUUAUAAAUGGAAAGCUAUGCAUCAUUAUGAAAUUCUACGAGGGAUCAGUUGGUGACAAAAUGGCUCGCCUUAAAGGAGGGAAGCUUUCACUGCCUGAUGUUUUGAGGUAUGGUAUUGAUUUGGCCCAAGGAACUCUAGAACUGCACUCAAAAGGGAUUUUGGUGCUCAACCUCAAACCUUCUAAUGUGCUUUUUAUUGAAAAUGACCACGUAAUGCUAGGAGAUUUUGGUAUUCCUUAUCUGCUGCUUGGUAUUCCAUUGCCAAGCUCAGAUACGGCUCACAGGCUUGGAACACCAAACUAUAUGGCUCCAGAACAAUGGCAACCAGAAGUAAGAGGUCCAAUAUCCUUCGAGACCGAUUCAUGGGGAUUUGGGUGCAGCAUUCUUGAGAUGUUGACUGGUGUUCAGCCUUGGCGUGGGAAAUCUGUAGAUGAAAUAUAUCAUUCAGUUGUCAGAAAGCAAGAAAAGCCAUUAAUCCCUUGUGACCUUCCUCCACUACUUGAGAAACUUCUUACUGGUUGCUUUGAGUAUGACUUCAGGAGUCGUCCUUUAAUGACAGACAUAUUGCAUGUGUUUAAAAGCUUGCAGAGUGCUCUCAACAAUGAUGGAGGCUGGACAGGUCUUGGGACUGGAUCAAUCAUGGAAAAAACGAGUAACACUGGUUACACAGAGUGGUUCCUUGCAAAGGAUCGUCUGCAAGUGGGUGACACAGUGCGAUCCAGAAAGCCACCAAACUCGUGCAAACCUGAAAACAUGGAUGUUCCAGAAGGAAUAGUUGUGGGUCUAGAACGUGAUGCAGAUAGAGACGGAUUUGUUUUGGUGAGGGUCCAUGGCAUCCAUGACCCGUUAAGGGUUCACAUUUCAACUCUGGAGCGGGUCACGUUUGGCUUGGCAGCUGGUGAUUGGGUACGCUUAAAGGAAGAAGACAAAAAGCACUCACCAGUGGGUAUUAUUCAUUCCAUAAAUCGUGAUGGUAGUGUGGAUGUUGGAUUUAUUGGGAUGGAAACUCUUUGGAAGGGGAGCUCUUCAGAGUUCCAGAUGGCAGAAUCUUACUGCGUGGGUGAGUUUGUUAGACUGAAAGCCACUGUUCUGAGCCCCCGAUUCGAAUGGCCUCGUAAAAGGAGUGGGGCUUGGGCUACAGGGAGGAUUUCUUGGAUCUUACCAAAUGGGUGCCUUCUUGUCAAGUUCCCAGGGAUUUUGACUUUUAAAGAUGAAUGGAGCUCUUUCGCCGAUCCAGCUGAAGUAGAAAUGGUUACAUUUAACACUUGCCCAGGGAUGGGAAGGAAGUACCAACACCUUGAGGAUUUUCACUGGGCAGUGAGACCGCUUCUGAUUACAUUGGGCCUAUUUACAGCCAUGAAGCUAGGCAUUUUCGUUGGAAAGAAAAUUGGGAGGUCAAAAGUGAAGAAGCAACAGACCAGUGCAAUACACACAGAUGGUCAACACAUGGAUGGCCAAAGUGCAGGCAGCUCAGCUUGGAUCCCUCCAAAAGUGGCAAAUAUGCUUUUCAGAGAAGGUGUAAGCACUGCCCGGUAGUUGUCGUUCUUAUCUUAUCAGCCCACAGCUAGUUAAGUUUGCUAAUGUACAUACAGAUUGGCUAGCUUGUUAGCUAGUGUAGGGCAUUUUACGGACUUUCUGGCUGAAGUUCAAUAGGAAUAAAUAUUUCUGUCAAAUGUUUAUCUACAGCUUCAGCACAAAAGCGUAUAUCUGGUUGUUCAUAAUUGUAAAGGUACACUUAUGCUAGUUGACUAAUUUGCUGUUAUUAUUGUUAUUUUGGUUGGUUCA
Quercus lobata is the source of this 2381-nucleotide messenger RNA. RefSeq names its product Protein kinase superfamily protein. NCBI's taxonomy places the organism in Eukaryota, Viridiplantae, Streptophyta, Magnoliopsida, Fagales, Fagaceae. The record is from RefSeq and is a predicted model, not a curated record. The transcript is spliced from 5 exons. Gene Ontology annotation, molecular function: ATP binding; protein kinase activity. Bases 249 to 2132 code for a protein of 627 amino acids. Gene Ontology annotation, biological process: protein phosphorylation.